Molecule: messenger RNA, 690 nt
Organism: Ilex paraguariensis (yerba mate)
Lineage: Eukaryota; Viridiplantae; Streptophyta; Magnoliopsida; Aquifoliales; Aquifoliaceae
Source: the annotation of a GenBank genome assembly
AUGAUGGGGAAAAAGAGAGGGAUUAUGCCAAUCGUGUGGAACGGUCAGCAAGAAUUCUAUGAAGAAAUAGACUUGGAAGGGGAUAAUGGAAUAAAAUGCAGCCUCAAAUUGACACAAACUUAUCAACAAAAUAUGUCGAAAAUAGGUGGUCCAUCCUGGAGUGUGCUUGGAGCCAUGUUAUUGAAGAACGAGGUUCGAUUGAUAGUGCCGCGCUGUUCACCCCUGAUUGGUUGGGGACAAGUUAAAGAGGAUAACAUGGAUGCUAUAGUAGGAUGCCUUAUGGUGUGUCAUGGGGGACUCCUCUGCAUCAUACAUACACAUGGUAAUGUGCAGCACCUGAUAGAGAAGUGCCUGAUCUUCCGCAUGACGAAAGAAGAGUGCAUGGAAGCCCUUUCUAAGCAUGCAAACAUCACACCAGUUAUCACUUCUACCGGUAUUACUUUCCUCUCUCUCUCGACCCUCCAUUCUUGGGGCUACAGCUAUCAUUUUCCCUAUGCGCAUGCAUGCACACACGUUCUAAUGGAUAAUUCUCAUGCAGUGUGGAAGGAGUUAGAGAAGGAGAACAAGGAAUUCUUUGAGGCAUAUGCUCAAUCUCAGAGCAAAGAAGAUCAAAUGUCCGAGGCCGAGACGAGCGAGAUGAUUCAGAAGAUGAUAUCUGAUCAUGAGCAAUCAAAAGAUCCCAAAGUGUAA